GAGACAACUGCUGCAUCUGCUCACAUCUGCCUGUACUCUGCACCAGGGGAUGAACACCCGUCAACCAAAAGACUGAGACAGUAUUUACGGCUUGCCAUAUUUUUAAAAUAAGUUUUCGGGUAAUCUAAGACUGAGUUGAAAAAUUUAUUCGAGGAAUUUAUUAGACAUUAUUCUUGGUGGGGAGGAAUUUGUUGCUUUUUUGGUGGAGGAGAUUCGGUCUGAUUGCCGUUACGACUUACCACGCGUCUGUGAAUUUGACGGUCAAGUGUAACGGUCAGUUGUGACGUUUAGACGCGAUUUUUUAAGAGUAUUGAACAAUGCGUCCAGAUUCGAGGAGUGUUUCUUUUACUUUUCACCGUGAGGUCCUUGCGGACCGUUCGCCCCAGGUGUCACAGAGCCGUCGAAACCUCCGCCAGAGGCUUCAGGACAAAUUCGAUAAAGAGAAACCCGACCCAAAGGAUAAAUCCAACGGUAAAUCAGAAGCCAGAGGAUGGAACAAUUUGAGCCUUGGGAAUGUAUCCGCGGAUUCAAGGCGAGCCUUCAGAACGGGUGCGGAAAAACUCUCGAAGACUAUUUCGUCAGUUAGAACGACCAUUGGAACAAUUUCCCAGAAAUUUCGAAGUUCAACAAGAAGAAGACAAAUCCUGGACGAGCAGCAGUCGCCGAUGAAUGGAGGAAGUUCUGCAACUCCUCAGACUCGUUCUCGGUGCCUUCUGGGUCGCACCCCGACGAAACUCUACUCUCCCUUCGGCAUAGAAUCACCGAGACACGCCUGGGGAAAGGAAAAUGACACCCCACCAGGGCCAGCCAAAUCCUCAGGGCCAAGAGAGCCCCUGCGACCCUUUCGGUUCAUCAAAUCACGAGGUUUCUCCUCCCUCAGAUAAACCCAGGGACCCAACGAACAAACGAUAAUAAUUAGUUGGCUAGAUAAUUACUAUUAAGAAAUUUCUGAUGUCGGUGACUUCAUCCCGUGAAAUCUAUCAUCUAUUAUUUAUACGCUAGCUUGUAAGCAUUCCUACGAGUGCGCGCUGGAUAUCGAAAAGAGAUCAAAGCUUUUACCUUUGAUACACUAAAAGGUAGCUAUUCCCUGUUGAAUCCCCAGUUUUCUCAACAAUUCAUAGCAGACUGUGGAGACCAAUGAUAUUAUGACACUUAUACUUUUUUAUGCUUUUUAUAUUGUUCUCUGACGGGAGAAAUAAAAUAUCAUCGUAAAACGCUCGGUAUUCAUUUACUUAAUCAUAUAAAUAAAAAUUCAUU
Fopius arisanus is the source of this 1257-nucleotide messenger RNA. RefSeq lists its product as uncharacterized. The record is from RefSeq and is a predicted model, not a curated record. NCBI's taxonomy places the organism in Eukaryota, Metazoa, Arthropoda, Insecta, Hymenoptera, Braconidae. Bases 318 to 884 code for a protein of 188 amino acids. The transcript has 3 exons.